Messenger RNA from Phytophthora sojae, 2157 nucleotides. RefSeq lists its product as hypothetical. The coding region runs from base 1 to 2157 and encodes 718 amino acids. The record is from RefSeq and is a predicted model, not a curated record. The transcript has a single exon. Lineage: Eukaryota; Oomycota; Peronosporomycetes; Peronosporales; Peronosporaceae.
AUGUCGCUGUAUGUUCGCCAGAAGCAACGUGGUCAACCAGGGCCGUACCGGAACCAUGCCCGCGCAGCAGAAGCAGAGGGCUUUGGUCCCGGAGAGUUUUCGCCCACUGCGUUGAGGUUCUGCUGGUUUGUUUUCCUGACUCUGCACGGAUUCUGCGGUGUUUACUUCGCUUGCACGGCAUUUGGGUACUGGGUGUUGCCAGGCACCACGUUUGGCCGGUGGCUCUACUUCUACAACCUCGGACUGGACCCUGAGCACGACGGAACCAUCGCCAUUGUGCACGGUUGCAUUGCUCUGGUUCACGGUGGGUAUCUGCUGUGGAUGUUGGGGUGGUCCAUCCAAAGGAGAAGCCUCGUUUUCGCUGUCUACAACCUCUUCGGCACUCCUCCAUCGUCGAAAUUCGGGACUGAAGAGCGACUCACUCACAGGAUGUGGAAUUCCUAUCGCUCUUUUCUCCUAAAACUGGGACUGUACGGAGUUGAUGGUCCGUACUAUGAUCUGGUUUUAUUCUGUCGAGAAGUACUGGAGACCUCGCUACAGACAAGUCAAGCGUAUCGAAUGAGUCUCCUUAUUCCACGUAGCGAGCUGAAUAGGGGCUACAUUGGGCUACUGGUUCUAAACUGCUGGUCGACGACUGUCGUGCACGCAGUUUUCCACGGCAGCUACACUAAAAGACGCUUUUACGCAAUAGCGAGUGACUGUAUACUGGAUUUAGUGACGUCGGUGGGCAUCUCCGUAGCCUUUCUCGCCUUAUAUGCGGCAGAAUUUGAUAUGACCAUCGGUGAUUUCCCUGUCUACAAGUGGUAUGAGGACGUCUGGGUGAUGCACGUGAUCAGUGAGUUCCAAAUACUUCUGGUGACCUCGUGGGGCGAUUUAGCGAUGCGAGUGGUGUUUGCGCUGAGCAUGAUCCUGAACAUGAACAAUAUGAAGAAGCUGCUGAGUACGACAAUUCAGACCUCCCCAGCUGCGUCAUCCGAAUCGAGACGUGCCAGCGCAAACCGUCGACUGUCAGUUGUGCAUCCCCUCCACCCAAGUGUACGGGACUUACACGGCUCCAGCAAGCCAAGCAAACUACGAACUGUGCUACGAUUAGAGUCGCGACUGACGCAGACCCUCUUCCUCGCGUGGGGGAUAGUCAUCCUGUGUCUUCACCUGUAUGCUGAGUCAAUAGCAGGGCCCCAUCAAUGCAGAAUGCAAGUCAAGCCGUGGUUCAUCUCCGAGCCUGCGUGUUCCCUCAUGAUACUCGACUGCUAUGAUUCCAAUCUAACCGGCAUCGAAAGUGAGGUUACUGCUCAGUGGAGCUCUUUUGACCCUACCAGCACGUCUGGAGUUGUGAUUCAACACUGUACUGGCUUCGAGAUGCCCGACAUCGUCCGCGAGUUUUCAAAUCUAAAACUGCUCAAGUUCUACAACUCCACCAUCGUGCGAUGGACUGACAGCGCCGCCGUCACGGAGACCCACCACCCUAAUCUAAUCAUGCUCUUCCUCGUACGAGUGACUCUACCCGAUGGUCAACUGCCUGCUGGGAUGGCGGGCGACGACUUCCCCCAUGGACUGGCCGACAUUGAAAUUUGCCACACAAAUCUACGCUCUUUGCCGGAAGAUUUGGAUACCAAGUGGCCGCAGCUUUCGAGCAUUUACAUUGAAGCCUGCGAGUUCACCGAAGUCCCCCCUUCGCUAGCUAGACUGGCUCCGUACGACUUGUCGCUGGCGAUGAAUCCCAUCACGAGCAUUCCCGCUCAGUUGCUGGAGGGAGAGCUGGUGUUCCUUCACAUUGGCGCCACCCCAAUCUCCGAACUGCCUGAGAACUUGACCGACGUCUCGCCGCUGCAGCAAAUUCGCGUUGACAACACACAAGUGUCGUUCUUCUGGGACUGGAUCGACCCCGUUGUCAAGAGUGCUGGGGCUGUGCUGUCGGACGUGCCAACUACCGUUGUAGCGUCAAACACGCCGUAUUGCGCGGCCUUGCAGCGGAUAUUUGAUGGAGAGCAGACUUCGUUCGAAGCUCAGCAGCACUAUGACCAAUCACGGUAUCUAUCCGACGCCUCGGCAGAGAACUGGGCCACGUUGAGGCAAGCCGUCUCGUGCGAUGAGUGGCCCACCAUUUUGUAUCCGAUCGCGUCAGAAGACAAAAACAGCGGCGUCAAGACUGUAUAG